Molecule: messenger RNA, 1560 nt
Organism: Fusarium musae
Lineage: Eukaryota; Fungi; Ascomycota; Sordariomycetes; Hypocreales; Nectriaceae
Exons: 2
Coding region: 1-1560 (519 amino acids)
Biological process (GO): magnesium ion transport
Cellular component (GO): membrane
Molecular function (GO): magnesium ion transmembrane transporter activity
Source: RefSeq, a predicted model, not a curated record
AUGGGGUUGCUUGGCGGCAUCUCUUCUGGAGGGAGCAUAGCUCUUGGAAUUAUUGUUGGGUUGAUAUCGACCAGUGUUCAGAGUCUAGGCCUGACCUUGCAGCGAAAGUCGCAUAUACUCGAGGACGAAAAGGGACCUCACGAUGUCCGACGGCCUCCCUAUCGAAGGAGGAGGUGGCAGAUUGGCAUGGGCAUGUUUAUUGUAGCAAACUUGCUGGGAAGCAGUAUUCAGAUCUCGACGCUUCCACUCCCCGUUCUCUCGACUUUGCAGGCUGCUGGUCUCGUAUUCAACUCGAUAUGCGCAUCAUUGAUCCUCAGCGAACCUUUCACAAGAUGGUCUUUGUCUGGCACGAUUCUCGUUACAACUGGCGCUGUAUUGAUCGCUAUAUUCGGAGCCAUUCCUUCGCCGGCGCAUGACUUGAAGGAGCUGUUGGAACUCAUGGCGAGAAGGCCAUACAUUGUCUGGAUGAUACUUCAGGCGCUCUUUGUCCUUACUCUGGCGCUGGCCGUUGAUCUAAUCAACAGCAUGUCGAGCCUAUCACACGACGCCCGCUUUCGGCUGGCUCGAGGUAUUACUUACGGCGUCAUCAGUGGAGAUCUCUCUGCUCAUGCACUAUUGUUCGCCAAGUCCUCGGUAGAGCUGGUCAUCAAGACUGUUGCUGGACGUAACCAGUUCGUGCAUUGGCAAUCUUGGGCCAUCGUCCUAGCUCUCGUCACGCUGGCUCUUUGCCAGCUCUAUUACUUACACCGAGGUCUCAAACUUGUUUCAACAUCGGUUCUUUACCCUUUGGUUUUCUGUGUCUACAACAUCAUUGCCAUUCUUGACGGCUUGAUAUAUUUCAAUCAGACGAGCCUAAUAUCGCCUCUAAGAGCAUGUCUCAUUGCUUUAGGAACUGUUAUUCUGCUUUCGGGUGUCCUGGCACUCUCAUGGCGAUUAAGCGACGAGCAGCAUACACCCGGCGUUGGACAGUCGUCCCUUGCCCCUGGUCUUGGACUUGUGGAGGAUACCGAGGAGGAAGAGUCACUGCUUGGCUCAGACAAUGCCGUUGCAGAUGAAGACUCAAUUCCACAUACAUAUCAAACAUUCCCGCCCGCGAUCGACGAAACACCACUGGUCCCCUCUCGGAAGAGGACCCCUCGGUGGGCUGAGCGAGCUGAGAUUUGGGAUGAGUUGGAGGAUCGAGACGAGCCCAGUACUCCAGGCAAUAGGAGACGGUCUAGUACACUGGCGCGCCAUACAGAGUCCUCACCUCUGCUCCCAACCAGGAGAUCUACCGCUGGUGGCCCUGUUGGGGAUGAAUCUGGGCCAAGCACCGAAUCUACGCCUCGACGACUUACACGACGAAGGCGAAAGAGCACAGGAUUUCCGGGUCUCAAAGCUCGCCGAUACCAGAGAAACAGGAGCUCUACAGACUCAGGCGCUCUUGGUAACAUCCUCUCGUUGAGCUGGUUCAGGAGCAGAAACCGCCAGUCAUCACAAGCUAGCACCAGCGAUGACUUUCCUUGGGGCACCACAUCUCAGCAGGGUGGUACUGAGACAAGGGGUGACGCAGCUGUAUGA